AUGGCGAUGGCGAUUGCCGUCCUGCUCGUCCUCCUCCUCCUGGCCGGGGGCUCCGCGGCCGCGUCGCCGCCGCCGCCGCCGUGCAGCCGGUCGUGCGCGACGCUCAACUGCGACUCGGUGGGGAUCCGGUACGGCAAGUUCUGCGGCGUGGGGUGGAGCGGGUGCGAGGGGGAGGAGCCCUGCGACGACCUCGACGCCUGCUGCCGCGACCACGACCACUGCGUCGGCAAGAAAGGACUGAUGAGUAUCAAAUGCCAUGAGAAGUUCAAAAACUGCAUGAGGAAAGUGAAGAAGGCUGGCAAGGUCGGCUUCUCCAAGAAAUGCCCGUAUGAAAUGGCUAUGGCGACGAUGACUCAGGGUAUGGACAUGGCGAUCAUGCUCAGCCAGUUGGGCAGCCAGAAGUUAGAACUGUAG
This is a messenger RNA of Triticum turgidum subsp. durum (durum wheat), 414 nucleotides long. NCBI's taxonomy places the organism in Eukaryota, Viridiplantae, Streptophyta, Magnoliopsida, Poales, Poaceae. The record is from the annotation of a GenBank genome assembly.